AAUAAUGUUUAAAGGUUUCAGUGAGAUUUGCCAUAUUUUAACCAAUUACAGAUUAUAUAUAUUUGUAAUGUUGCUUGUGAAUACAUCAGGAGCAUAAGUGUGUUUUACGACUAAAAAGGCAAUUUUACAUGUAGAUCGACCCGGAAGUCUUAGUUCUUUGGACAUAUCAAACAUAACUGACCAGUUGUAGUAGAUCUACUGAUGGCUGAAUGAAUGCCUUCGGGCCAAGCAGUAUCAUCUACUGUUUCUUCGAGUUCAUUUGCAAGAGGGUGUAAUAUAGAAAAGUGCCACUUGUUACUAGAUACAAUUAAAGAAAAAGAUGGACGAAGAAUCCCGAAAUGAAGAUAUGUCAAGUGCUAAGAAAGAUAAAAGUGUACCGAAAGAGAAACCUACCACUGAUUUAAAAGCAGAGGCUGGAGCUUGUGGAGGUUACGAAGGUGAAUCGGAAAAGGAAGACAAGAAGCGUAAAGGUUACAGUCGAAGAAGACAUCAGUCUGAAGCAGAGUCUGCACAACGAGAUAAAAAUACUGAUCAGAGUCUUGGAGCGAGACCAAAAGAAAUUAAAUCAGGAACUUACUAUAACAGAAGGUAUGCUCGAAAAGGUUCUUUUGAUAGUAGAAUGCCAACAGGCUGUAAUCAGAAUGAAACCAAAUAUCAGAGAGACAAAUGUGUCUAUGUAAAAUAUGACAAAAAGCAUGUUGAAAAAUCUCAUACUGACUUGAAAGACAAACACGCAGAUUCUUAUAAAGGAAAUGCAAAGAGUGGCGAAGAUAAAACGCAGAAGAUAAAGUUUAAGGAUACCAGAUCACAGAGGAAUAAAGAAAACACUCCUAGAUAUGUUAAGCAAAAAUGUUUUGAUACAUAUUCAAGUAAAGGUGAGCUGCAUAAAACUACGGCAGGUCAUAUUGAUAACUGGUCAAAAGGAGACAAACGUAAAAAUACCAAAGCAAACAUUCAGACAAGUGUCGAGUCAGAUGAUAGAAAGAAUGCAAAUGUACAGAAGAAGCAGAUUUCGAGUAAAGUUGAUAACCAAGUAGGUACAGAACAACGAUUUGAGAAUGGAGGAAAAACGUUUCAAUCUAAAGGGCCGCUGAACCCGUCAGCGUCACAUAAACACCUGGCAAAAGAAACCUAUUUAUAUGUUGUUGUCAAUGAUAAAGUCCGCAACACAAGCAAUUUAAAAAACUUCUUGCUUCAUAGAAUGGGAAAUCCAAAAGCUCUUGACUUCGAAGUUACAGACACUUGUGGGAUCAGAAAGAGUGACUCAGAAAGUAGUAUAAUUUCAGUGAAAUUUGAAAGUUUUAACAAAGCGUCCGUAGCCAGACAUAUGCUAAACAGGAAUAACAAAAAUGCUGAACAUAAAAUACAGUGCUUCUUUGACAAGAGAGAAGCGGAAGGUCUAGAAGUUGACACAACAAAACAAAAAAAGGACGACCUAGAAAGGGCAUUUAUAAAAAUAGUGGAAUUAGCGAAAAAUGGUUUAGAUAAGCACAAUGAUAAAAUUCGUGAUGUCCGUGCAAGUCUUUCUGUUGUAGAAGAACGCAUUGGUAAAAAGCGCGGAGUCUCCUUUUACGAGUUUGAGAAAUUAUCAAAUGAAAAGCUUGCAUUUGAAGAUAAAUUGGAAGAGUUGGAGGGACAAAGAAAAGAGUUCACAAGAUAUUUACAGAGUAUGAAGUUGAAACUGAAUACGCUCAUUGACUGUGACAAGUUUGAACAUGAACUGAAAGAGAUAAGAAAAGCGUUUGGUGUUGAAUGUCAGCGGCUGGCGGCUGCACUACCGAUGUACGCAAGGCGAGAAGACAUAUUAACAAUCAUCAAAGAUAAUCAGGUGUGUGUGAUACUCGGUGAGACUGGGUCGGGAAAGUCUACACAGAUGGUCCAGUAUAUAUAUCAGGCUGGGUUUGCAGCUGACGGACUUAUUGCGUGUACUCAACCCAGAAAGAUUGCUGCUGUCAGUCUUGCGAUACAUGUAUCCUCAGAACUUGCCUCAAGUGUUGGUCAGGUCGUUGGUUACAAAGUUGGAAUGCAGACAAAGAUGACAGCGGUAACGAAAGUAGUGUUUAUGACUGAUCAUAUAUUACUAAAUGAGUGUUUAAAGGAUCGAAUGUUAACACAGUACUCAUGCAUUCUUAUAGACGAAGCACAUGAGCGAAGUAUUCAUACCGACUUGCUUCUUGGUAUGCUGAAGGAAGCCUUAAACAGUAGACCAGAUCUUAGGGUUGUAAUAACUUCGGCAACGAUUGACCCAGAUAUCUUUGUGGAUUAUUUUGGCGGCUAUGAUCAUUGUCCUGUACUGAAGGUUUCUGGGAGAACAUUUCCUGUAGAUGUAUUCUGGGAACAAGAUGACUAUUUUGAUACCCCAUUUCCCGAAGAUUAUGAAAGAAAGGCGCUAAACAAAGCAAUUGAAAUCCACCAAUCUGAGAAGACCGAAGGUGACAUACUAGUAUUUUUAACAGCUGCUGUUGAGACAGAUAGGUGCACAGAAAAACUUAAGAAAAUGAUUGGAGAAGCAGAUGUUCAAUGCUUGCAGCUACACGGUAGGCUUAAAACGGAAGAACAACAGCUGGUUUUUGAGAAAACGCCGAGGGGGAAGCGAAAAAUUGUUUUUGCUACCAAUAGCGCUGAGACGUCAAUUACCAUUCCAGGUAUUAAGUUUGUUGUAGAUACUGGUGUUGUAAAAGAAAUGAGGUUUGAUCCGAAGAAAAACAUGAAUUCUCUGGAUGUGGUAUCAGUCAGCCAAAGCUCUGCUAAUCAGCGCAAAGGACGUGCAGGGAGGACUUCGUCAGGAAUUUGCUACAGGCUUUAUACAUUAGAAGACUACAAAAGAAUGGAUAGGGCGGCAAGCCCAGAAAUUCUUCGGAUACAGGUUUCACAAGCCAUGCUUAAAUUAAUGGAGCUUGGAGUAGAUCCAAUAAGUUUUGAUUACGUUCAAUCCCCAUCUCAGGCGGCCAUGAUAUCAGCUUUAGAUGAACUGAAAGAGAUCGGUGCAGUCGACGAUGCCGGUAUAUCUGAACUUGGCAAAUGGAUUGCUAAAUUGCCGGUUGAACCAAAACUUGGAGCUUUUAUAAAGAAGGGCGUAGAGAUGGAAAUCACUACAGAAGCUCUUGUAGUGGCAUCAUGUUGCAAUCAAAGCGGAAUAUUUUUCCGAGUUGGGACACAGGAAGAGAAAAAGGAAGCAGAUGCAAGAAAGAUGAAGUUUUGUCAUCUAGGUGGAGAUUUACUCACAAUGUUGAAUGUAUAUAGAGAAUGGGAUAAGGUACAAGAGAGAGCAAAAGGAAAAUGGUGUCAGACGAAUAGUAUAAACGGAAAAGCAAUGAAGGGUGUCAGGGACAUGAUGAAUGAGAUGAUCACUGUGCUGAAGAAGGAGUUGGAAUUAAAGAUAAAACAUGAGUUUAAAGAUCCACAAGAAGCAGAUAGUCGCGUACAAAAUCUCAUAUUUGAAUGCAUGACAUCGAAACUAGGUUACUACCUUGGACACGAAAGCGCAGGAUAUCUUAUUGUGAAUAGGCUUCAAAGAGUCCAGUUACACCCGUCUUCAGCAGUAUUAUCUCUAGGCUUCGAACCAAGCUGGGUCGUUUUUAACAGAGUCUUGAAAACUUCCGCAGAUUUUAUGACUGAAGUAACACCUGUGCUAGACGAUGUGGUCGAAGAUGCAAUCCAGAAAGGGAAAGUUUGUAUUGACAUGGAGUUACUUAUGAGUCUGAAAGUUAAACGUGUCCUAAAAAUGCCAGUAGGCAAGCAUGUGUUUUGGAAAUUUGUUGGACCGAUGCAUAAGAACAGACGAAAAGUAGAGGAAGACAUUAGAAUGGCAUGUGAUGGUUCCUUAAUUAUUGUAGAAGCAGAUAAACAACGUGGAGAAAUUAGUGUAUUUUGCACAGUCGAACAUGAAGAUCAGGCAUCUGCUAUGCUUCGCUCGAUAUUGGAGGCAGCGCCACAACAAUUACUCAACGAGUCACGCGAAGAACCCAUCGGUAAUGACAAAAGUAGUGUACGUGCUGUUCUACGCGAAGGCGGCUCAGCAGUUGAUAUACUUAUGCCGAAUGAUUAUAGAGUUUUGAACAUAAAACAGAAAGACAAUUCUAUGUAUGAUCUUGACGAAGAAAGCGUUCGAACAAUGCUUGAAGAAUAUGGACCAGUGGAACAGAUAUGGCAAACGACAGGUAAAAAGCAAAGCCAGAGCCCAUUCUGGGGUAAAGUGACAUUCACACAUAAGCUCGACGCUGAAGACGCUGUGGAAGAUAUAAACAAGGACGACGAAUGUGAGAUAAGAUUGAUACCAAUUUCGCACGAAUCUCAGACCUCUGCACCACAACAGGGUUUCACUAUGAAGCUGACAUGGUGUAGACGACCGGGAAAAGGUCAUUGUUUUGUAUAUUUAGAUCGACCAGAAGACAUGUCACAACUUUUACUGACACCACCAAUGAUAAACGGAACGUACGUUCAAGUUUCGCUUUCGAAACAACAGUCAGAUUUAUUCAUUAAAGGAUUAUCUCGAGAUGUGACCGAGGAUGAAGUAAAAGAUGGACUGGCUCGUGUCAUUGGACUUUCUCUUGACGAAUGCCGAGAUAGAUUUCGUGUAAUUAUUGCUCGACAUAUUGCACCUUGGAGUGUCGACCAAAGAUUCCACGUUCAGGAUGAACUUGCAACAAUAAUGUCAAGGUAUACACAACGAGAUUCAUUUCGUGUACAUGUUAGAGAAUAUAAGCAACAAACCGUCAUGUGCAUAGCAUUUGCAUCGUUUUCGGACCCUCAGGUAUGCUACGACACUGCGAAUGCAAUGACUGAUGAUGGUACAGACAUAGAUGGACAUCCUAUUGAUAUCACUUUAGAGUGCAAAGCAACGGUACAUGUAAACAGAAAACUGUAUAACAUAGUCGGACAGGAUGUAAAACGCCUUGUUGACAGAUAUGUCCACAAGAACUCGUCAACAACUUUAAAAAUAAGAGAUCUAAAGUCAGGUAACUUUUCAGUGGAUAUUAAAGCCAUAACACCACAGAAACUAGCAAAAGUAAAAGUUCAAGUUGAGACAGUUGUCGGCGGAGAUACGCUUGAAUGUGGAGAGAAGGAAAACAUGCAGUCUUUUUUCACUAAAGAUGGAAGGCAGCAGGCCCAGCGUAUAGAGAAGGCAACACGGACACUCAUCUUCGUUGACGAGAGGCAAAUGAAGAUAUCUAUUCAAGGGCUAGCUUUAGAUAGAGUUCAAGCCAUACAAAUGAUUGACGAUUAUAUUUCAAAAAAUGCAAAUGCCAUGGAAUCAGAAGUCCGUUUAAAAGGCGAAGAAAAUCCACCCGGACUAUUAAAAGCUCUGCUAGUAAAAUAUGGGUUGCGUUUUGAUGACCUGAAGAAAGACACUGGCAUUUCAAAAGUAUUUUUCAACCUACGUUCCCAUGAAAUUACUCUCACUGGAAAAGAAGAAGAUAUUAAGAAAGCACAAGACAAGAUUAAAGAAAUACGGGCAGAAUUGACUGCACGUGAAAAAGUACAAAUUCAAGAAGCAGAAUUACCAGACUGCCCAAUAUGUUUAUGUCCCGUUGAGGAGUCAGACAUGUGCCGACUUGAAUACUGCGGCCACGCGUACUGCAAAGUUUGUCUGGCGUCACAGAUCCAGGCUGCUGUGUCCGAUCGACAACUGCCUGUUGUAUGCGCCGUUGAAGACUGCAACAAGGCCCUAGUCAUAAGAGAUAUCAAUACACAGAUAAAGAUAGGUAACAUUAAGAGAAAAGCUCUUCUAGACGCCGCUGUGGCAUCGUUAGUUGUCAAGAACAGCGAGGAGUUUCACUACUGCAUCACUCCCGAUUGUGAAGUUGUUUAUCGAGUGACCACUAAUGGCGAGCUGUUUUAUUGCCCCGCCUGUCGCACUAAAAUCUGUACCAGCUGUCAUUCACAGUCGCAUGAAGGUCUUACAUGUGCCAUGUAUAAGAGCGCAAAAAGAGAUGGUGAAUCUAUCGUGAAGUGGCUGAGAGUAGAUCCGACCAAUCGGAAAUUAUGCCCAAAAUGUGGGAUUGGAAUCGAAAAGUCAGCUGGAUGUGACCAUAUGGAAUGCAAAUGUGGAGCACACAUAUGUUGGAAAUGUCUAGAGUAUUUUUCAAGUAGUGGUGGUUGCUAUGGUCAUCUAAGUCGUGCUCAUGACAGUUUCGUUUAAGUACAUUGUUUGAAAAAGGCCCAAACUUGUAACAGGUCUUUAUACUGUUUUCUUCCUUUUCGGAAUGGUUGUUAUAUCUGAACUUAUACUAUUGUUAAGUUAUUUUCAUGACUAUACAAUCAUGUUUUUGGAGCUAGUGUAGUAAUAUGCACUUAUUUAAAACUGCGGCCAUGCCUACUGCAAAGUUUGUCUGGCGUCACAGAUCCAGGCUGCUGUGUCCGAUCGACAACUUCCUGUUGUAUUCGCCGUUGAAGACUGCAACAAGGCCCUAGUCAUAAGAGAUAUCAAUACACAGAUAAAAAUAUGUAACAUUAAGAGAAAAGCUUUUCUAGACGCCGCUGUGGCAUCGUUAGUUGUCAAGAACAGCGAGGAGUUUCACUACUGCAUCACUCCCGAUUGUGAAGUUGUUUAUCGAGUGACCACUAAUGGCGAGCUGUUUUAUUGCCCCGCCUGUCGCACUAAAAUCUGUACCAGCUGUCAUUCACAGUCGCAUGAUC
Molecule: messenger RNA, 6639 nt
Organism: Mercenaria mercenaria
Lineage: Eukaryota; Metazoa; Mollusca; Bivalvia; Venerida; Veneridae
Exons: 4
Coding region: 320-6142 (1940 amino acids)
Biological process (GO): spliceosomal complex disassembly
Cellular component (GO): intracellular anatomical structure; catalytic step 2 spliceosome
Molecular function (GO): RNA binding; zinc ion binding
Source: RefSeq, a predicted model, not a curated record